GAUUGGUGGAUUGAGGGGGGCGGUAACUAUACAUUCAGGAAGAGGUCCAUGGACUGUAAACUCUGCUAGCUUGCUAUUUGAAUCCGAUGGAAAAAUAACUCCGUUUGGUCGUUAAAUCGUCGUUAACCAUGUCUGCAAGAAACCCGGGCAUGCCCCUUGACCUGGAAUGGGUGUCCAAGGUGCGGGUGAACACCCAGGCAGUGCUGAAGAGAGCUCAGCAGAUCCAAGGACGCAAUAAGAACACGAAACAAUGGCAGGCGGCGUGGCUGCUGCGGGCGGUGACCUGUAUUGACCUGACGACCCUGGCCGGUGACGACACACCCGGCAACGUCCACCGGCUGUGUAUGAAGGCUACCCAGCCGGUACGCUACGACCUGCUGAAGAGCAUGGACAUGCAGGACAAAGGUGUGACUACUGCAGCGGUGUGCGUGUACCCAUCUCGUGUGGCUGAUGCUGUGAAGUCACUGAAAGCAGCCAACUCCAGCCUACCUGUCGCCUCAGUGGCGACCGGUUUCCCUGCAGGCCAGACCUCUCUGAAGACCAGGCUGGAGGAGGUCCGUAUGGCUGUAGAGGAUGGAGCUAUGGAGAUCGAUAUAGUCAUUAACAGGACUCUGGCCCUCACUGGCCAGUGGGAAGCCAUGUAUGAGGAGGUGUGUCAGUUCAGAGAGGCCUGUGGGGAGGCUCACAUGAAGUCCAUCCUGGCUAUAGGAGAGCUGGGGACCUACACCAAUGUCUACAAGGCUAGUCUGGUGGCUAUGAUGGCUGGGUCGGACUUCAUCAAGACGUCAACAGGGAAGGAGUCUGUCAACGCUACCUACCCUGUCGCCAUAGUGAUGGUCAGAGCCAUCCGGGACUACUUCCUGAAGACUGGACAUAAGGUUGGUUUUAAGCCUGCUGGUGGGAUCCGUACAGCCAAGGAGUCGUUGGUGUGGCUGACUCUGAUGAAGGAAGAGCUGGGAGACGAGUGGCUGAGCCCUCGCCUCUUUAGACUGGGGGCUAGUAGCCUGCUGGCUGACAUAGAGAGACAGAUCUACCAUCACGUGACUGGUCGCUACGCAGCCUAUCACCAGAUGCCCAUGGCCUGAAACCACGGUUACCAUUUCCAAAGUGACCAAUUCCGAAACCUCACCCGAACCAGCCUAUCGCUGUGCAAGAUACCUCUGUUGUUGGACUUGGAGAGAGAGCCUGAUGUUUUACUGUGUACAGUACUACUCGUAUAUCUGUCAUUUUACUGUGUACAGUACUACUGGUAUAUCUGUCAUUUUACUGUGUACAGUACUACUGGUAUAGCUGACAUUUUACUGUGUACAGUACUACUGGUAUAUCUGUCAUUUUACUGUGUACAGUACUACUGGUAUAUCUGACAUUUUACUGUGUACCAGACAUACAGUACUACUGGUAUAUCUGGCAUUUUACUGUGUACAGUACUACUAGUAUAUCUGGCAUUUUACUGUGUACCAGACAUACAGUACUACUAGUAUAUCUGUCAUUUUACUGUGUACAGUACUACUAGUAUAUCUGUCAUUUUACUGUGUACAGUACUACUGGUAUAUCUGUCAUUUUACUGUGUACAGUACUACUGGUAUAUCUGUCAUUUUACUGUGUACAGUACUACUGGUAUAUCUGUCAUUUUACUGUGUACAGUACUACUGGUAUAUCUGACAUUUUACUGUGUACCAGACAUGCAGUACUACUGGUAUAUCUGUCAUUUUACUGUGUACAGUACUACUGGUAUAUCUGACAUUUUACUGUGUACCAGACAUGCAGUACUACUGGUAUAUCUGUCAUUUUACUGUGUACAGUACUACUGGUAUAUCUGACAUUUUACUGUGUACAGUACUACUGGUAUAUCUGUCAUUUUACUGUGUACCAGACAUGCAGUACUACUGGUAUAUCUGACAUUUUACUGUGUACAGUACUACUGGUAUAUCUGUCAUUUUACUGUGUACCAGACAUGCAGUACUACUGGUAUAUCUGACAUUUUACUGUGUACAGUACUACUGGUAUAUCUGACAUUUUACUGUGUACAGUACUACUGGUAUAUCUGUCAUUUUACUGUGUACCAGUCAUGCAGUACUUCUGGUACAUCUGCCUCUUUGUGCCUUGAGACAGCUAGCCAGUAUGGUUUCAUCUAGUCCCCAUCCAUACUACUGGUAUAUCUGUCAUUUUACUGUGUACAGUACUACUGGUAUAUCUGUCAUUUUACUGUGUACAGUACUACUGGUAUAUCUGUCAUUUUACUGUGUACAGUACUACUGGUAUAUCUGUCAUUUUACUGUGUACCAGACAUGCAGUACUACUGGUAUAUCUGUCAUUUUACUGUGUACAGUACUACUGGUAUAUCUGGCAUUUUACUGUGUACCAGACAUACAGUACUUCUGGUACAUCUGCCUCUUUGUGCCUUGAGACAGCUAGCCAGUAUGGUUUCAUCUAGUCCCCAUCCAUACUACUGGUAUAUCUGCCUCUUUGUGCCUUGAGACAGCUAGCCAGUAUGGUUUCAUCUAGUCCCCAUCCAUACUACUGGUACAUCUGCCUCUUUGUGCCUUGAGACAGCUAGCCAGUAUGGUUUCAUCUAGUCCCCAUCCAUACUACUGGUACAUCUGCCUCUUUGUGCCUUGAGACAGCUAGCCAGUAUGGUUUCAUCUAGUCCCCAUCCAUACUACUGGUACAUCUGCCUCUUUGUGCCUUGAGACAACUAGCCAGUAUGGUUUCAUCUAGUCCCCAUCCAUACUACUGGUACAUCUGCCUCUUUGUGCCUUGAGACAGCUAGCCAGUAUGGUUUCAUCUAGUCCCCAUCUAUACUACUGGUACAUCUGCCUCUUUGUGCCUUGAGACAGCUAGCCAGUAUGGUUUCAUCUAGUCCCCAUCCAUACUACUGGUACAUCUGCCUCUUUGUGCCUUGAGACAGCUAGCCAGUAUGGUUUCAUCUAGUCCCCAUCCAUACUACUGGUACAUCUGCCUCUUUGUGCCUUGAGACAGCUAGCCAGUAUGGUUUCAUCUAGUCCCCAUCCAUACUACUGGUAUAUCUGCCUCUUUGUGCCUUGAGACAGCUAGCCAGUAUGGUUUCAUCUAGUCCCCAUCCAUACUACUGGUACAUCUGCCUCUUUGUGCCUUGAGACAGCUAGCCAGUAUGGUUUCAUCUAGUCCCCAUCCAUACUACUGGUAUAUCUGCCUCUUUGUGCCUUGAGACAGCUAGCCAGUAUGGUUUCAUCUAGUCCCCAUCCAUACUACUGGUACAUCUGCCUCUUUGUGCCUUGAGACAGCUAGCCAGUAUGGUUUCAUCUAGUCCCCAUCCAUACUACUGGUAUAUCUGCCUCUUUGUGCCUUGAGACAGCUAGCCAGUAUGGUUUCAUCUAGUCCCCAUCCAUACUACUGGUACAUCUGCCUCUUUGUGCCUUGAGACAGCUAGCCAGUAUGGUUUCAUCUAGUCCCCAUCCAUACUACUGGUAUAUCUGCCUCUUUGUGCCUUGAGACAGCUAGCCAGUAUGGUUUCAUCUAGUCCCCAUCCAUACUACUGGUACAUCUGCCUCUUUGUGCCUUGAGACAGCUAGCCAGUAUGGUUUCAUCUAGUCCCCAUCCAUACUACUGGUAUAUCUGCCUCUUUGUGCCUUGAGACAGCUAGCCAGUAUGGUUUCAUCUAGUCCCCAUCCAUACUACUGGUACAUCUGCCUCUUUGUGCCUUGAGACAGCUAGCCAGUAUGGUUUCAUCUAGUCCCCAUCCAUACUACUGGUACAUCUGCCUCUUUGUGCCUUGAGACAGCUAGCCAGUAUGGUUUCAUCUAGUCCCCAUCCAUACUACUGGUACAUCUGCCUCUUUGUGCCUUGAGACAGCUAGCCAGUAUGGUUUCAUCUAGUCCCCAUCCAUACUACUGGUACAUCUGCCUCUUUGUGCCUUGAGACAGCUAGCCAGUAUGGUUUCAUCUAGUCCCCAUCCAUACUACUGGUACAUCUGCCUCUUUGUGCCUUGAGACAGCUAGCCAGUAUGGUUUCAUCUAGUCCCCAUCCAUACUACUGGUAUAUCUGCCUCUUUGUGCCUUGAGACAGCUAGCCAGUAUGGUUUCAUCUAGUCCCCAUCCAUACUACUGGUACAUCUGCCUCUUUGUGCCUUGAGACAGCUAGCCAGUAUGGUUUCAUCUAGUCCCCAUCCAAACAAUGUGAAACUAUGACGCUGAAUGAAUGGAGUGUUGAUGAGUCCGUAUUAAUGAACCAUUGUAGUUGUUUUGAGAGUACUAUAUUAUAGACGAGAUAAAACUCUUAAUUCAGUAUUUCUAUUGCUGUUGUAAUGAAAGAUUGCCACCCAUUCUAAUCAUGACUGUCUGGACAUUUUGUUGGGAGAUGUUGAAGUGUGAUUAAAGACCAUCAAACAUUA
Molecule: messenger RNA, 4369 nt
Organism: Oncorhynchus gorbuscha (pink salmon)
Lineage: Eukaryota; Metazoa; Chordata; Actinopteri; Salmoniformes; Salmonidae
Product: deoxyribose-phosphate aldolase-like
Exons: 9
Coding region: 129-1085 (318 amino acids)
Biological process (GO): carbohydrate catabolic process; deoxyribonucleotide catabolic process
Cellular component (GO): cytoplasm
Molecular function (GO): deoxyribose-phosphate aldolase activity
Source: RefSeq, a predicted model, not a curated record